GGCAAGGAAAUUCUCAGGUGCGUGGUCCUUACCAGCCAAUGAACCCAACGCCUCGUCCGGGUGCUCCCCAAGGAGACAAGUCACAUCUGCUGUUUUAUCCUUUUGAUGAGAACGACUACCUCAAAACGGUCAACUCAAUGAAGCAAUUUCACGACCAGCCUUUGCAUUUUCGACUGCCCUUUUUCGGCUUUGCAUUUCACUACAUUUGGGUCCACAAAGACGGCUAUGUUAGCUUCAAUCGCGGUCUCAAGUCGUACCAGUUUCCAAUAAGCUUUCCAGCCGUUCCUGCGGACACCAAACUGGAGGAAGACCCGUCGAUGAUGGCCAUUUUUUUCGCUCACCAGGACAUACCUUCUGAAAUACGCGAGUCAGGCGUUUACUUUAGGAUUGAAAAUGUUGCGACGCUUGAAAAUGAAGAAUACAAAACUCGAAUUCUGGAAGAUUUCGACCAGGCAAUGGCAGGAUCAGGUGGCUUUGUGCCUAAGUUUGUUUUGAUUAUCACAUGGAAAAACAUGACAUUUGCCAAUCGCCGGCCUGACAAGCCCCUGAAAACAAACACCUAUCAGAUGGUGAUUGGCACUGAUGAGAUCAAUACAUUUGUGUUCUACAACUACGAAUGGAUAACCUGGAUCACUCAUUUGGAUAACUUUGAUGGGCUUAAUGGGCCAGCCGCUUACAUUGGCUUCAACGCAGGCAACUCAACACGAACAUACGAGUUUGUGCCCUAUUCCCAGAAUCCUCGCGUUUCCCUGUUGCCUUUAAUUGGCUACGCAAACAACAUCAAAGGUCGCUCCAUUUUCCAAGUACACGAUGUCCUCUUUCAGGGCAGUUGCGUUGAAAAGUCGCUUGAUCCUACUCUGCCAGAUCGAAUGGCAAUGACCACUUCGGUCAAUUACGUUUCGAGCCUAGGCAAAGAGCUGCUCGAAGUGACCGGCCCAUGUUUCUGGCCUGAAUCGAGAAUAACCUGCCGGUUCGAAACGACGCAAGUCAAAGGGCAUUUCAAAACAAAUAAUGUUGCCUACUGUGUGACGCCGCAAGUGCUGUUUGAAGGAUACAUCGAUUUAACCGUUACCGUAGAUGAUAAAACCUUUUUCUAUACGAGAAUGUAUAUCCAGUCGCCUGAAUCAAAGCGGGAAUUUGAUGUUUGGGUGGAAGAAAAGGACUAUCUGGAGAAGAAUCCCGAUUUUAUCGAUCAAAGCGACCACUUUUUAACGAUAAAGUGGAAAAACGAUAAAAUGGGCAAGGAAACAGACAGAGUGACCAUUUCAGUGUGGGGAUACCAGGAGCUGGAUGACACCCUGUACCCGGUGAUGAUUUGGCUGGUUGACCUAGUUGAGGGCAUACCAAACAACGGAGAGCACCGAUUAGAUUUGAAUAGUCUGCCCUGGAUUCAGCUGCACCGCUACGACUACCACUUUGGCUUCAUCGGCGUCAAUAAGACCAAAGAGGAGUUGACGGCAACGUUUUGGAGUAACCCCAUUCCACUGGGCUGGCUGCUUCGAAAGCACUGGCGCCUUGAGUUCGGCAAAAGGUGGCAGUACAACUUUUGCGCCAAGUGGUACGACCGGGAAGACCAGAAUGAGUACUUUGCGACGACGCUCUUUCGCUGUCCAUGCACCUUGGCGCAGGCAGAGUUGGACAAGGGAAAGUUUGCACCUGAUGAGCGGUGUAAUGUGGUGGAUAAGAAGUGUGACUCGCGACACCAUGGAGCACAGCACUGCGUCAGAAGUGCCAGGCCUUCGUAA
Rhagoletis zephyria (snowberry fruit fly) is the source of this 1745-nucleotide messenger RNA. Lineage: Eukaryota; Metazoa; Arthropoda; Insecta; Diptera; Tephritidae. The record is from RefSeq and is a predicted model, not a curated record.